This is a messenger RNA of Epithele typhae, 975 nucleotides long. RefSeq lists its product as uncharacterized. Lineage: Eukaryota; Fungi; Basidiomycota; Agaricomycetes; Polyporales; Epitheliaceae. The transcript is spliced from 3 exons. Bases 1 to 975 code for a protein of 324 amino acids. The record is from RefSeq and is a predicted model, not a curated record.
AUGAACACAGUCACCACUAGCUACGUCGCGGUGCUACCACCGACCUCGAACACGCUUGACGGCCGCCAGCGCGCGCGCCUCAUCCGCUCUACCCGCAAACUGGGGGCGGUCUUGGGCGCAACACCGCUGCUGCUUGAAGGGAACGUCCGCCCGUUUGGUUACACCGCAGCCAAGCCCCUCCCAUCUCCGCCCAAACGUGACAGGAAGCGUCGUCAGGGCUCCGUAUUUGGGUUCGCGCCACCGACAGAGCCCUCUUCAUCCACCUCCCUCGCCCUUCCCCGCACGUCCACAGACUCGCAGUCCUCCGUCGACUCCAUGCCCUCACUCCCCACCCCCCAGUCGUUCGCCCGCCACGUGCGCGAGAAAUCCAAGUACAAGGGCAAGAGCGCCCCCCUCCCCGCCCCGCUCGUCCUCCGCCUCAACGCCCGCCACCCUCCCCGUCCCCGGCCCCUCCACCCACUCCGGCCUCCCCAAGACCCCCACCACCCCCGUCACCCCACUGCGACGGAGACGCGCCGGAAGCGGCUCGCGAAGCUCAAGCGCACCCUCGGCGAGAACGUGCCCCCCGAGCUCAUCAUGCCCCGCAACCGCCACGCCCACUCCGUCGCCUCCCCCACCGAGCCCUCCCGCCCCAAGCGCGCCGCACCCCCGCCCCAGCGCGCGGACUCGUACGUCCCCUCGCACCCGUCCGCGGACGCGGUCGCCAAGACGGCGCGGCGCCGCAGCCUGAGCGUCGACCACUACAAGCACGGCGUCGGGUCCCCCGUGCCCGUCGCGCGCCCUGCGCCCGCGUCCCCCGCGCACGCGCACGGACGCUCGCCCUCGACCCCGCCCGCGAUGGCAAUGGCAGACCGCGGGCCGGGCAGCGCGGGCGCGCACGGGUGGACGACGGGCGCGAAGAGCUGGAUGGGCGAGUGGAACCGGAAGGACAUCCGCGACGUGCAGAACCAGCUCCGCAAUCUCCGGCUGAGGUGA